Molecule: messenger RNA, 3740 nt
Organism: Microplitis mediator
Lineage: Eukaryota; Metazoa; Arthropoda; Insecta; Hymenoptera; Braconidae
Exons: 2
Coding region: 9-878 (289 amino acids)
Source: RefSeq, a predicted model, not a curated record
UUUUGUCCAUGAUCCAUUCAAUAUUUGGAGAUAAUGUCGAUCCAUCGAAAAAAUUUAAACUAUUUCAAGAGUUACAAUUGGAAGAGUCUAAUUCCUCUCAUCAUUUGUACUGUAAUAAAUGUUUUUUCUACUUUGGUGUUCAUUCUACUUCAAGGAGUGAAGAGUAUAUUUGUCCAAUAUGUAAAGAAAAGUUCAGCCCAUCAAAUGUACCAUUUUUUUUAACUUUGGAUUUUUCUAAUCGAUUGAAACAAAUUCUUGAGAGACCUGAAGUUCAAGAAGAGCUAUUAAAUCAAAAUGAACGUGAUGCUAAUGACGAGGAAAAUGUAAUAAAAAAUAUAACUGAUGGAAAAAUUUAUAAACAGUUAUCGCAGUCGGGACCGAUGAAUGUUUUAUCUGAUAAAUAUAAUUUAUCCUAUACUUUCAAUACAGAUGGCUGUCAAGCAGCAAAAUCUAGUAAACUCUCAAUUUGGCCAAUUUAUGCAUCAAUAAAUGAAUUGUCACCAAAAUUAAAAUCGAAAUAUUUGAUAAUGACUGGUCUUUGGGUAGAUAAAGUUGAGCCUGAUAUGAACCUAUUCUUGAAACCAUUUGCGGAUGAAGCUAAUGAUUUGUCUAGUAAAGGUUUGAGGUGGAAGUUAGGUGAAGAAACUAUAACUAGUAAAUUUAUUCCACUUUGCGCCUGUUUCGAUUCAGUAGCUCGAUGUAAAGUACUGAAUAUGAAGCAGUCCAAUGGUAGAUAUGGGUGCACUUUUUGUGAACACCCUACGAAAUGUAUUGAAAAAUUUUGUAAAUAUCCAAUGCUUACGGAUGUACCAAUAGAAAGAAAAGAUGAAUCUGUAAAAAAACCAAAUGGUAUUGGCGAGUGCAAAAGAGUACGGUGAGGAUGUAAAAGGUAUUUUGGGUCCUUCACAAUUAAUGAAUCUCGACUACUUUGACUUAGUUGGCGGAAUGUCUCCUGAUUAUUUGCAUUCAGUGUUACUUGGAGUUGUAAAACAACACACAGAAUUAUUAUUAUGUUCAUUUGGAAAACCAUAUUACAUAAGAAAUCCUAACCAAUUGGCAGCGAUAAAUGAAAUUUUAUUGAAGUUUAAACACCCGUCAUCAAUAUCACGAUCACCUCGAGACAUAACUGAAAAAAACAUGUGGAAAGCUACGGAAUGGCGUUCUUGGUUAAUCUUUUACUCAUUACCGUGCUUAAAAAAACUACUUCCGCAUAAAUACUUGGAUCACUUGGCGUUAUUAGUCGAAGGUAUUACCAUUCUAUUGGAAGAAAAAAUUUCAAGCCAUAUACUGGAAACUGCAGAUAAGCAACUAAUCCGAUAUAUUUGUUACUGUUAUGUCCGCCGCUUAAUUUUAAUUAUUUAUCCGGGAUUUCUCCCUUUGGUAACGAUAGUAAUUUAGGACAAGCGGGUUGGAGGGUGCGGACAACAAUAAAGAAUACGAGGAAGAAAUUAUCUUCCUAUAAUUUAUUGUGUAUAGUGGAUCUUUUCGCAAAUUAAGAGCCCAAACUUCUUCAAAGAGACUGGUGCUCUUGUUUAAGCCAAAAAUAUUUUACGUAUGAUAGAAUAAUAGCUCUUUCACCUACCUUUCAAAGUCAAUUCUUCUAGUGCGGCAGCUAUUAUCCCUCCAGAACUAAACAGCUCAUUCGGCCUUCCUGUAAGGUUGGUAGAAUGAGUGCGGCUGGGUUGGUAGGAUGAUGUCUUAUGUACUACUUUCGAAUGAAAAUCGAACGGCUUGAGUGAUGAACUUGAUCUUUUAUUGUAUUUUAAAUUACAACGUCUUAACUGAACGUCACUUGUUCACUCUAGUUUUUCACAACUUUUAUAUAAUUUGCAUUAUAAGAUUAUUUAUCUCAUCGGAUAUUUUAAACAGAUUUUUAUUUAUAAAUGCGUCCUUUUUCACACCCAAAAGGGGUUUUUAUGCGCAGAAACUCGGCACAAAGUGAGAUCACAAAUUCACGUGAUUUGUGUCACAAUUCACUCGAACCGGAUAGAUCUUUGAGAUCUUUCAAUCGCAAUUAAGAACUAUACUCUACACGAUAGUUGACUAUUGGCCGAGUAUCUAACUCAAUUGGCAAUUAAAUUUAUUAAUAAUGACCGUAAAUGAAUAAAUCAAUAUCCUACACGAACUUGAUCAGCCGGAUACCUAGAUCGAUUUACGGUAUAAUUGAUUUGAAUUGUUGUAAAUGAAUAAAUUAAUAUCCUACACGAAAUUAAUCAGCCGGAUACCUAGAUCGAUUUACAAUUUAUUUAAAGUGAAUUUUGGAAAACCGUAACUGAUAAAAUAAUAUACUACACGAAAUUAAUCAGCCGGAUACCUAGAUCAGCGACGAUUACUUAUUGCCACGUCGGAAGAUUUCUGCAAUAAGAUUACGGGCUAUCGACGCCGUUUACGCGGACCAAGAAGUUUAAAUAAAACUGAGGCCCUGAGCCAUGGUGCUCAGGCUUUUUAUAAACUUUGCUUUGUCAAUUGAUGGGGAAUUUUUAAUUAUCGUCAUUGGUGGAAAAUGACGACAGUUUAUUGUUUAUUCGUUAAGCAUAUUGCAGGUGUCUUCUCACUAUUCUUUGCCGCAUAAAAGGUGAAAAAGCUGACGCUGCGUUUUCGCGCGCUUUUCAAAGAGGAGCUCAGAAAUAAUUAUUUUAAAUAAUUAUUUAAAAAUUUAAAAAAAUUAUUUGGACAUAACAUUACUAUAAAGAAUAUUUUGGUGAAGAGAAAAUGACUUAUAAUAUACAUUUGCUUUUACACAUGGCAAAAAGUGUAGUUAACUUAGGUCCAUUAUGCGCCCACAAUACUUUUCCUUUUGAAAAUGAAAAUCACUUCAUUUUGAAAUUGAAAAAAAGUCCAAAUCACGUAUGUUUGCAAAUUGCAAGAAAAUAUUUAUUUCACAAAUCAAUUCCAGUUUUAAGUGACCGGUUUGAACUGGGUAAUGAAUUUCAGAAAUUUUGUAAACGAAACUUGACAGGUAGACUUAAACAUUUAUUAAAAAUUGAUGACUGCGUUUUAGUAGGGAAAGGUAGAAAAUAUAACAAGUGACUUGGAAUCAAAAGCAAUCGGUUUUACUCCUACAAAAUGCAAAGUAUAUAACAGAUUCAUUCAUAAAGGAAACCAUUAUACUUCUCAGAACUAUCGGUUAUGUCAAAAGAUAAAUGACACUAUAAUAAUAUUGAAAAAUGGUACAAACGGAAUUAUUAGUAAUAUUUGUUCCAUUGAGAAUAUGAUCGGAGAAGAAGAAAUUAUUAUAUUUUAUAAAGAAAUGAAACACACAGGAAAAUUUUUUCACUCUACCAAAUAUGUAACAGUUCAUCACAUUUAUGAAUGUCAAAUCACUAAUAACUUAUGUGUUUGUAAACCUAAUUCAAUAAUACGACCAGGAAUUAUACAAAGAAUCGAUGAAACUUGUUAUAUAAUAAAUAUUCCCAAAGGAUGUUACGGUGACUGAAAAAAAAAGCUGUAUCCUAUUCUUUAACAGGAGAAAUCCAAAACUCUUGUGACAGAAUGAAAGAAAUGAUUUUUUUCGAUUAUCAUUAUGAGUGAAGAAGAAUUGGAUUCAGUCGAGGGUCAACCACUCUUAAUUUCGGUGCAGCGAAAGUUUUUGUGACAAUUUUUAUUCAUCAUACUAAUAUUAUUAAUAAAUCUGUUAUUGUCAUUUUUUGUAACAUCGUACAGAAUUUUUUUUUUUGCUUAAAAUUUUGGUGUAGAUAAUUAAUAAUAAUUUGUUAUUAUUGAGUUGUUAAAUUUGAAGA